UCUCUCUCUCUCUCUCUCUCUUCUGUCUUUUCUUGUGACCAUACGUGAAAUAGUGUGCAUAGGAUAUGGAUGUAAAAUUGAAUAUCUGAGAAGCAGGAACCUACCUCCACCCGACAUUAUAUGUAUUAUCUGCUGCAUUUCUGUUUAUGGAUUAUCUCUUCCUCAUGUAUUUGUGACAGUCCCGCGGUGUGUACGAGACGCCAGGUCUCACGUUGCUUCACGCAGCUCACCAAGACCUCGAGGUGUUAUGUCUGGACCGCGAGGUGAGGAAGAUCAAGGUGAACCUCAGCAAGCUCAUGGCUGAGCAGGUUUACAACGGUUUCUGGUUCAGUCCAGAGUUUGAGUACACCAGACAGUGCGUGGAGGCGUCUCAGAAGAUGGUGACCGGUACAGUGUUCCUCAAGGUGUACAAAGGAAAUGUGUACAUAGAGGGACGGACUGCUCCUGUGUCCCUCUACAACCAGCAGCUCGUGUCGAUGGAUGUACAGGGAGACUUCGAGCCUACGGAUGCUACGGGCUUCAUCCGCCUCAACGCAUUACGCCUUCGUGAGCACCGGCGUGUGAAGGAAGCAUCUGAGGAGAAACAGUGAGGUUGGCAAAGGCAGUGGGCAUGGUACGUUGGGAGAAGAAAAAACAAAAUGUUAAGUAGGCAGCAAAAAACAGCAGCAGAUUUCGUUAAAUAUAUGAUGGGCUUUACCCCAAAAAAAUAUUACUGAUAACCACAGUUAAUCAAUAGUAAAAUAAUAAAAUGAAAAAAACUUUGUAAACU
Eriocheir sinensis (Chinese mitten crab) is the source of this 769-nucleotide messenger RNA. RefSeq names its product argininosuccinate synthase-like. Gene Ontology annotation, molecular function: argininosuccinate synthase activity; ATP binding. Bases 297 to 590 code for a protein of 97 amino acids. The transcript has 3 exons. Gene Ontology annotation, biological process: urea cycle; L-arginine biosynthetic process. Gene Ontology annotation, cellular component: cytoplasm. The record is from RefSeq and is a predicted model, not a curated record. NCBI's taxonomy places the organism in Eukaryota, Metazoa, Arthropoda, Malacostraca, Decapoda, Varunidae.